GUCAGUUAGUUUCUAUAACCGCUACAGUGCGGACGUCAAGCAGGUUUUAUCGGAUUCGCGUGUGUUAUUUACUAUAAGUUCUAGGGAACUGCCCGGCCGAGAACGCGCACAAAAGGACAAAAUUUGUGUAAGGUGUCUGGACACGCAUACGACUGAGAAAUAAUAAAAACAAACAUCUACUAAAUUAUAAAUAUGGCAGACAGAAGCGAUGAUGUUAUCUCCAAGCUCAAAAAUAUUGCUUGGCACAAGGGCUUGCGAUGGGAGCUGCCCUCCGUUACCGACGCCGAGGACGGCGUGGAGGCGCUCCUGCGGGAGUGCGCAGCGCUGUCCCCGCCGCAGCCUCAAGGCGACGUGAAUGACGUCAUCGCCAGGAGCAAGGAUUUCCCGGCGCGCUUCCCGAUUGACUCCGUCAGAUGCUGUCAACUUCGCACCCGCGUGCCCGAGGAGCAUCUGACUUGCAACAUCCGCUCCACCUACCCCGUGCUGCACGAGCGGACCCUGUUCUUAAUGGCGGAAUUUCUCUUGCACAAGCGGAAGCACGGGUCAUCGGUGGAGCGCGCCCUGUACGGCGCCCUGUCGCUGGCGGGCCUGCUCGACCGGCUGCUGGCGCGGCGCGCACUCGUCUUCAUGAAGAAGCAGGACGUGUGGGUGCUGCUCUCCGGGGAGAGAGGCACGGGCGGCUGGGAGGACAUCGGUACAGACCGCGAGACGCCGCCGUUAGUUCUGUCGCAGUGCCUGAGUUACGACGAGCUCAAGCUGUCCGCCUUGCUGGCCGUCAGCGGCCGCACCGUCUGCAUCAACGACGGUCACAGGAAGAAUAAGGGCAUUGUCAUGACCGAGGGGAUUGAGACUGACGCCGUUAUAAUGGGUAUCAUAGGCCCUCGAUUUCAACGUCCGGGCCGCAUGGAGUGCGAGGACCUGCUGAUCACAGAGCAGCACAACACAGAGCAAAACGGAUACGGAGCCGACGGGAAAAAGGAGGGUACUAUGAGACCAGUGUGGGAGAGGUUCUAUCAGCUCCCCAGCGCCACAUUCACCUCAGUGAGUUCCCUGAAACCGCCGGUGUCUCCGCGCGACGGGCGCGUGUUCUCGGCGCGGUACAGUCGGCGUCCGGGCGCCGCGACCAUCAUUCUCGACGCCGCCGCGGUUCAUCGGCGGCUCACUGUACUCGCCGACGUCAUUCUGCUGGAGGCCGACAGCCGGGCGCAAGAGGACGGGAGGAUGGCGUUCGUCAAUAUCAUCGGAGCAGGCCUGGGCGUGUGGAAGAUCUCGCCUCACCAGCAGGAGUUGUUCGUGCUGUCGAUGCUGAUAUCGGCGGAGCGGCUGCUGCGCGGCGGCCGGCUGCGCCACGUGGCCGACGUCAACUUCGCUUACAUCAAGCCCGCGCCCGCGGUGCUCAAAUUGUUCCAGAAAUAUGAAGACUCUGAAGACAAUUUGGAGAAGUACAAGUUAUUUUUCAAACAAGAGUCGCAUCCCAACGGGGGUAUAUCUAUAUGGCUGUGGUCCCGCGAGCCGGCCGCGGCGCUGCGCGGGCGCCGGCGGGGCGCGCUCGCCGCGCUCACGUACGCGUGGGACGGCAACGCGCAUCCCGGGAACGAGUUCUGGUUAGGCAAGCUCGCCACAUCGGGCGACCCGGCCGCGGCGUGCAGCACGCAAGUUGCCGAGCUCCACUCCGCUAGCAUCAACACUAAUGUAUGUGCGCGCAACACUAGGGUCGCCUCGCGGUUCGGACUGCUACAUAUAGGGGAGUACUGUCGGAGGGUGCUGGGUGAUAAGUGAACUAAGAAGUUAGUCAAUAAGAUGCAUUUAAUGUUAAAUACUUAGUUAAUUUUAUUAUUUUUGAUUUUGACGAACAUGUUGCUAAGGAAUAAUGUUACAACUAUUUAUCACUUCGGUUAGCCUCGAAGUGAAAGACCGAAGCGCAGGGCUAUCUACAAAGUAUAAUGAGGUAAAUCGCUGUUCAUAAAUAGGUAAUGGCAAGGCGAAGAUCCCUUCUUGGAUUUCUUUCUCUGUUGAGGUUAACCGAAAAAAGAGAUUCGUUAUGUAGAAUGAUCAAUAAAUUAUUUAUUAUUAGUUUUUGA
Amyelois transitella is the source of this 2081-nucleotide messenger RNA. RefSeq lists its product as uncharacterized. NCBI's taxonomy places the organism in Eukaryota, Metazoa, Arthropoda, Insecta, Lepidoptera, Pyralidae. The record is from RefSeq and is a predicted model, not a curated record. The transcript is spliced from 12 exons. The coding region runs from base 193 to 1779 and encodes 528 amino acids.